AUGGUUCUGAGUUGGGACGAGUGUUACUGGGCCGCAGACUACGUCUUGGAUGCGCUGGCUGAGAUUGGAGAGACUUGGUCUUGUUUAGUUGGAGGAAUGGCAGCCAAGUUGCAUGGGGUGGAUAGAAUCGUAAAGGAUUUGGACAUUGCUAUCCUUCGACCAGAUAUGAGUGAAGAGGAAAUUCAAGACGCCCUUAUAGACUACGACUCUGAUCGUUUCUAUCUCGAACGACCCAGGAAUCGAACUGCAGAGUUUUUCAAGCUCAUGUACCGAAUUCCAAAUUCGACUCACGUUAUUAAGGUAGACCUCCUCCUCAGUAGUCACCCCGAUUUGGAAAUACCCUGGUCGUUUCAUCGCAACCAUUUUGUCGAAAUCAACGGCUUGCAAGUGGCACCGCUGUAUUUUGUCCUCUAUCACAAGCUACUGGGAUGGGAGAUUCGGAUCAAUUCGUACCAAUUAUGGAAACAGUAUCAAGCUAACGACAAAGAUUACCCCGACAUCAUCUCACUUUGUGAUAUCCUAUACCGAGCGGGGGAAUCGAAAUCUCUACAAUUUGAUAUCAGUGUGAGCAGAAAGCAAGCGCAUUCGGGAGGCUAUUCUCAGAGCACCAGCACACCUUCCGUGGCAAGUAGAACCUCGAAUGUCUACCGCGGUGGCUUCAUAUCCACCGGUCACUGGAUAAAUUCCAUUGAGCCAAGGGAUAAUUACUGCACAAUGAGGGCUAUAUGGCUCACUCAUAAUGAGAGAGGAGAGACGGGGAUAUCACGAGGGGUUAAUGAAGUUAUUCAGAUGGCCUCAGAGGGUCUAGGUAUUCAAAAAGUUGGUCAUGGGGAAUAG
Acaulospora colombiana is the source of this 837-nucleotide messenger RNA. NCBI's taxonomy places the organism in Eukaryota, Fungi, Glomeromycota, Glomeromycetes, Diversisporales, Acaulosporaceae. The record is from the annotation of a GenBank genome assembly.